AUGUCUGACAGCUCAAAAUCCAACCAGCUCGUUCUAGCCGUCAGGCCGGAGCGCGGCCCAGUGACCGACAAGACAUUUCGCCGGGAGACUGCUCAGUUGCCUGAGCUGAAAGAGGGGGAGCUGCGGGUGCGAGUGGACUAUGUCUCCAUUGAUCCUACCCAGCGCAACUGGCUGAAUGAUGCUCGCUCGUACAUGGAGCCCGUCAAGAUUGGCGCGGUGAUGCGCGCUGCGGCAGUGGGGCGAGUUGUCAAAUCAAAGGCUAAGGGGUUCUCUGAGGGUGACCUUGUAUACGGAACCUUAGGCUGGCAGACGUACUGGCAAGGCCCCGCCAACAAGGUUGAGCACCGCGAUGUCCCGCGCGGUGGAAAGGACAUGGACCACCUCGGACUCUUUGGCGCGUCGGGUAUGACGGCGUACUUUGGCAUGUUUGACAUUGGGAACCUGAAGGACGGUGACAACGUGGUGAUCUCCGGAGCGGCAGGAUCUGUUGGCUUGAUCGCUACUCAGAUUGCUCUUUCGCACCCCAAGUGCAAAGUGACGGGAAUUGCCGGCUCGGCCGAGAAGUGUGCGGAGCUCAAGAAGCUGGGUGUUCACCAUGCGCUCAACUACAAGGACAAGGAUUUCCGGAAACAGCUUCGGAAGGUCGGCCUUGUGGACCUUUACUUUGACAAUGUUGGCGGUGAAAUCCUCGACAUGGUCCUUGGUCAAUUACAGGUAUAUGCCCGUAUAGUCCUAUGCGGUAUGAUCGCGGCGUACAAUGCAACUACACCUCCACCAAUCCUCAAUCUUCCCACCCUGAUCAGUACCAAGUCCUCCAUGCGCGGCUUCAUCGUCUUCGACUAUGCGACGCGGUAUGGCGAAGGCCGAGCCUACUUGGCGGACAUGGUGGAGCGGGGCACAAUGAAGUACCAGUAUCACGUGCUCAAGGGGGACAAGGGCGAAGCGGAUGGGCUGAGCAAGUGCGUCGGCGCGCUGGAGGACGUCUUCUCGGGUAGGAACUAUGGCAAGACGGUCGUAAGAGUAUCACAAGAAGAGAAGAGCAAGCUAUAG
This is a messenger RNA of Dioszegia hungarica, 1050 nucleotides long. RefSeq lists its product as uncharacterized. The record is from RefSeq and is a predicted model, not a curated record. NCBI's taxonomy places the organism in Eukaryota, Fungi, Basidiomycota, Tremellomycetes, Tremellales, Bulleribasidiaceae. The transcript has 7 exons. The coding region runs from base 1 to 1050 and encodes 349 amino acids. Gene Ontology annotation, molecular function: oxidoreductase activity, acting on the CH-CH group of donors, NAD or NADP as acceptor.